This is a messenger RNA of Drosophila grimshawi, 750 nucleotides long. Its product is annotated as estradiol 17-beta-dehydrogenase 8. The record is from RefSeq and is a predicted model, not a curated record. NCBI's taxonomy places the organism in Eukaryota, Metazoa, Arthropoda, Insecta, Diptera, Drosophilidae.
AUGGGAACGCAUACAGCUUGCGUAGAGAACGAUGCCAGUGGCAGCGGCGGUGGCAGCGCAAGGUGCGCUAGCAACGGCAUCAGCGUGAGUAUUGCACAGGUGUUAGCCCGCGAGGGGCCAAUGCUGUCGCUGGUUGGGUGUAAUGUGGCCAAUUUAGAGGCCACGCGGGCGACAGUGCAACAACAGCAGAAGGGCGUCCAAGUGCUUAAUGUGACGGCGGAUGUUACAACGGAUGCGGAUGCAAUAAUUCAGCAGACAGUGCUGGUCAAUAAUGCCGGCAUUCUGGGCAGCGGCCCACUGAUCGAUCGGGAUAUGAAAUAAUUCGACGCGGUGCUCAACACAAAUCUGUGCGGCGUCGUUUUGAUAAGAAAGGCAGCGUUGCCGCAUCUGCUCAAGACCAAGGGCGCUGUGGUUAAUGUGAGCAGCUGUUCUGGAAUCCGCCCCUUUCCCGGCGCGCUCAGCUAUGGUCUAUCGAAGGCAGCACUGGAUAUGUUCACAAAAAUCGUCUCAUUGGAGGUGGCGCCGCCGGGUGUGCAUGUGAAUUCAGUGAAUCCCGGUUUUGUGGUCACCAAGAACGAGCCCUAUGGGCUGAUGCUCGAGAGAGCCGUCAACACGCAUCCCAUGGGCCGUGUGGGCAAUCCCUUUGAGAUGACCGAGGCCGUUGCGUUUCUUGCUAGCUCAAAAGCUAGUUUUAUCACCGGCACCCUGCCAGCGGUCGAUGGGGGCAAAUACAAUUAUACGCCACGUUAA